This is a messenger RNA of Arabidopsis lyrata subsp. lyrata, 1748 nucleotides long. RefSeq names its product transcription factor bHLH68. Lineage: Eukaryota; Viridiplantae; Streptophyta; Magnoliopsida; Brassicales; Brassicaceae. Gene Ontology annotation, cellular component: nucleus. The transcript has 8 exons. The record is from RefSeq and is a predicted model, not a curated record. The coding region runs from base 169 to 1389 and encodes 406 amino acids. Gene Ontology annotation, biological process: regulation of transcription by RNA polymerase II. Gene Ontology annotation, molecular function: DNA-binding transcription factor activity, RNA polymerase II-specific; RNA polymerase II cis-regulatory region sequence-specific DNA binding; protein dimerization activity.
GUUGUCAAAUGAGAUCAAAAUUUAAGUUAGUUUUGAGUUUUCUCUCUCUUUCUCUUCUCUAAAACUACUUAAGCUAAAGAAUCAAACACUUCUCAACGUUUCUCCAAAGCCUCUGAUUAGUAAACACAUAAAGAGAUCUAUAGAGAGAGAGAGUAGAGAAAAAAGGUGAUGAAUAGAGGUGUGUUGGAGAGUUCGCCGGUUCAACAGCUGAUGGCAGCCGGAAACCCUAACUGGUGGAACGUAAGCGGUGGCAUGAGGCCACCCCCACCGUUGAUGGGUCAUCAGCAGGCGCCGUUGCCGCCACAUAUGACUCCUAACAACAAUUAUCUCCGACCACGGAUGAUGCCCACUCCCUUGCCGCACUUCUUGCCAUCUCCGGCGACUUCGUCUUCCUCUUCUUCUUCACCGUCUUUGCCUAAUAACCCUAAUCUCUCUUCUUGGCUUGAAAGCAAUGAUCUCCCUCCUGAGUCUUGGAGCCUUAGCCAACUUCUUUUGGGUGGAUUGAUGAUGGGAGAGGAAGAGAGAUUGGAGAUGAUGAACCAUCAUAAUCAUCAUGAUGAACCACAUCACCAUAGUUUUCAAGGGAAGAUGCGAUUGGAGAAUUGGGAAGAACAAGUGUUAAGCCACCAACAAGCUGCCAUGGUGGCUGCUGACAUCAAACAAGAGAGUAACAUUAACAACAACAAUGGCUAUGUCAUCUCUUCUCCGAACUCACCUCCUAACAAAUCUUGUGUUACAACAACAACCACAACAAGCCUCAAUAGUAACGACGAUAACAUCAACAACAAUAAUAAUAUGUUGGAUUUCUCCAGCAAUCACAAUGGUCUUCACUUGUCAGAAGGGAGACACACUCCUCCGGAUCGAUCCUCUGAGUGUAACAGCUUAGAGAUUGGUGGGUCUACUAAUAAGAAGCCAAGGCUCCAACCUUCUCCUUCGUCACAAUCAACCCUCAAGGUGAGAAAGGAGAAACUAGGAGGCCGAAUCGCAGCGCUUCAUCAGCUAGUAUCUCCAUUUGGAAAGACUGACACAGCAUCUGUCCUGUCGGAAGCUAUUGGAUACAUUAGAUUCCUUCAGAGUCAAAUUGAGGCUCUGAGUCAUCCAUACUUUGGUACGACUGCCUCGGGGAAUUUGAGGCACCAACAACAUUUGCAAGGAGAUAGGAGUUGCAUAUUUCCUGAGGACCCUGGCCAGCUCGUGAAUGAUCAGUGCAUGAAGAGAAGAGGAGCUUCUUCGUCAUCUACGGAAAAUCAAAAUGCAAGUGAAGAGCCUAAGAAAGAUCUGAGAAGUCGAGGUUUAUGUCUUGUCCCAAUCUCAUGCACACUCCAAGUAGGCAGCGACAACGGCGCCGACUAUUGGGCUCCAGCACUCGGCUCCGCCGGAUUCCAUUGAACCAAUGAAAUUACGCCACGUGAAAUUCCAACGUUAGAAAAAAAUGAUAUAACAUCACGAGCAGUCAGUCUACUGAGAAAACAACAAAUUGAGUUUCCAAGGCUGAUUGCUCAUGAUGCUAUACAAAGUACUUCGUUUAAAACUUUGCUAGAGAAUUUGCGUUUGGCGUUUCAUCAUUUGAUGCGUUAUCAGAUGAUAUGACCAAGUGAUCAAUUUAUGUUCUUGCUUUAGGAAACUGUUUGUUUUCUUUUACCGGUUAAUUGUAAUUUGUGGUUAAGUACUUAUUUUGAUUACUUCCACGUGGUUUGUAUUGUUAUAAUCUUGCUAUUACUUUAUAAUAUGUCUAUUGUGUGGGAUAA